This is a messenger RNA of Hevea brasiliensis (rubber tree), 327 nucleotides long. Its product is annotated as cuscuta receptor 1-like. Gene Ontology annotation, molecular function: protein binding. The record is from RefSeq and is a predicted model, not a curated record. NCBI's taxonomy places the organism in Eukaryota, Viridiplantae, Streptophyta, Magnoliopsida, Malpighiales, Euphorbiaceae. Bases 1 to 327 code for a protein of 108 amino acids. The transcript has a single exon.
AUGACAUAUUCUUACAAGGGAGGCAUUCUCAAUUUGUUUUCUGGAAUGGAUCUUUCCCACAACAAACUGAGUGGAGAAAUUCCUCCUGAAAUUGGAGCCCUUAGCAUGAUUCAAGUAUUGAACCUUUCCCACAACAGUUUGACAGGACCAAUUCCAUCAACAUUCUUAAACCUGAGAGAAAUUGAAAGCUUGGAUCGUUCUUUCAACAACUUAGAUGGAAAAAUUCCUCCUCAACUUACACAACUAUAUUCUCUAGCUGUCUUCAGUGUAUCAAACAAUAACUUAUCUAGACAAGCACCCAAGAGAAUUGCACAAUUUGCAACUUAA